Penicillium olsonii is the source of this 945-nucleotide messenger RNA. NCBI's taxonomy places the organism in Eukaryota, Fungi, Ascomycota, Eurotiomycetes, Eurotiales, Aspergillaceae. The record is from the annotation of a GenBank genome assembly.
AUGGACCGCAGUCUUGACGAGAUCAUUGCUGAGGACACGCGUCCCAAUGCUCGCUCCUCAGGUGGCGGUGGUGGCCGUCGUCGCAACAACCCCGGCCGUCGCACCGAACGCGACGGCGUCAGAAAGCCAUACACUCAAGACCGUGAUCGCGUCGAUUUGAACCUUGACUGGGUUCAUGACAAGUUCGAAGACGACCGUUCCCGCCCAUCCCGUGGAGGUCGCAGAGGCCGUGACGGUCGUGACUCUGAGCGAUCACUUACCAAGGUUCGCGUGGAGAACCUUCACUACGAUAUCACCGAAGCCGACCUCGAUGAUCUCUUCGGCCGCAUCGGACCUGUCUCUGAUCUCACCAUGUCCUACGACCGCUCUGGCCGUUCCGAGGGAGUCGCUUACAUCACAUAUGCCCGUCUCAGGGACGCACACACCUCCGUCCAAGAGUACGAUGGAGCCAACGCCAAGGGCCAGCCCAUCCGCUUGUCUAUCAUCCCCGGCCGCCGCGAGCGCAACCCUCUUGACUCCGCCUCUCACCCCAGAUCCAGCUUGAUGGACCGUAUCGAACGACCCCGUGACGGUCGCAGCCUCAGCCCUCGAUCCGACGAAGACGGUGGUCGCCGUCGCGGUGGCCGUGGCCACCGCAGCGACGUCACUAAGCCCCCUCCCGAUGGAAUUGAUCGCUACGUCCCCGGUCAACGGUCUGGACGCUCCCCUCGCCGCAAUGGAGGACGACGCGGUGGACGUGACCGCGGCCAGCCCGCCGAUGGCUCGAACCGUCGCUCAACUGCCCGCCCACGCAAGACUCAGGAGGAGUUGGACCAGGAAAUGGAAGACUACUGGGGUGGUGCCAACAACGGUGACGAUGCCGCUGCUGCACCAGAUGCCCCUCAGCAGGCUGCGCCGGCCCCCAGCGCACCUGUUGCUGAUGAUGAUGUUGAUAUGAUCGAGUAA